This is a messenger RNA of Conger conger (European conger), 3177 nucleotides long. It is a transcript of the gene vps4b, whose product is annotated as vacuolar protein sorting 4 homolog B. The transcript has 13 exons. NCBI's taxonomy places the organism in Eukaryota, Metazoa, Chordata, Actinopteri, Anguilliformes, Congridae. Gene Ontology annotation, biological process: vacuole organization; endosomal transport. Gene Ontology annotation, molecular function: ATP hydrolysis activity; ATP binding. The record is from RefSeq and is a predicted model, not a curated record. Bases 119 to 1645 code for a protein of 508 amino acids.
AUGGGCAGAGUGCAGGCAAAGAGUGAGGAAAAGUUAAGAAGGAAACUAGUACCUCUGUAAACGAAACUAAGGCACCGGGAUCAGGUGGCUCCGUUUGCGACUUGGAUCCUCUUACACCAUGGAGCCCACCAACUUGCAGAAAGCUAUACAAAUUGCGAACAAGGCUUCUCAAGAGGACCAGGCCGGAAACUAUGAGGAAGCCAUCCGUUUGUACCAGCAUGCAGUUCAGUUCUUCCUUCACAUCGUGAAACGAGAACCACAGGGUAAAGUUGGCAAUCAGAUGAUCAGAGACAAGUGCAAGGAGUACCUGGACAGAGUGGAGGAGCUAAGGGACUACUUUCAAAAGAAAGAGAAAGCCAUAGAUUUGGCGAGCAAAGCAGCCCAAGAGGACAAAGCGCAGAAUUAUGAUGAAGCCCUGCGCCUAUACCAGAGUGCCGUGCAGUACUUCCUACAUGUUGUCAAAUAUGAAGCUCAAGGAGACAAGGCCAAGCAGAGCAUCCGCGCAAAGUGUGCCGAGUACCUGGACCGUGCCGAGAAGCUGAAGGAGUACCUGAAAAAGAAGGAGAAGGCGCCUCCGUCCAAGCCCGUGAAGGAGAACCAGUCCGACGAUAAGGGAAACGAGAGCGAUGAUGGUGAUGACCCAGAGAAAAAGAAAUUCCAAAACCAACUCCAGGGGGCCAUUGUCAUGGAAAAGCCAAAUAUCAAAUGGAAUGAUGUCGCUGGAUUGGAGGGUGCAAAGGAGGCUUUAAAAGAGGCUGUCAUACUGCCGAUCAAAUUCCCUCACCUGUUCACAGGGAAGAGGACUCCCUGGAGGGGCAUUCUGCUUUUUGGGCCUCCUGGUACCGGGAAGUCCUACCUGGCCAAAGCCGUCGCCACAGAGGCCAACAACUCCACCUUCUUCUCCAUUUCCUCUUCAGACCUGGUGUCCAAGUGGCUCGGGGAGAGUGAGAAACUGGUGAAGAACCUCUUCACCCUGGCUCGGGAACACAAGCCAUCCAUCAUCUUCAUCGAUGAGAUCGACUCGCUGUGCGGCUCUCGGAGCGAGAACGAGAGCGAGGCUGCCAGGCGCAUAAAGACAGAGUUUCUGGUUCAGAUGCAGGGUGUUGGAAUCGACAACGAAGGAAUCCUGGUUCUUGGGGCCACGAACAUUCCCUGGACUUUGGACUCUGCCAUCAGGAGAAGGUUUGAGAAGCGUAUCUACAUCCCCCUGCCCGAGGAACACGCCCGCUCCUUCAUGUUCAAGCUGCAUCUGGGCACCACGCCCACCAGCUUGUCCGAGUCUGACUUCAUCACCCUGGGCAAGAAGACGGAAGGCUACUCAGGGGCCGACAUCAGCGUCAUCGUCAGAGACGCCCUCAUGCAGCCCGUCAGGAAAGUCCAGUCUGCCACACACUUCAAGCGGGUACGAGGGCCGUCGAGGGACGACCCCGAUCGCCUGGUGGAUGACCUUUUGACCCCCUGUUCCCCUGGAGACCCUCAAGCCAUAGAGAUGACUUGGAUGGAUGUGCCUGGGGAGAAGCUAUGGGAGCCACUUGUCUCCAUGUCGGACAUGCUGCGGUCUCAGGCAAGCACCAAGCCUACCGUCAACGACCAGGACCUGGAAAAACUGAAGAAAUUCACAGACGAUUUUGGGCAGGAGGGCUAAGGUCGCGGCUCUGCAAAACCAAAUUGGAUGGAUGUUGUUUGUGAAGCAGUUUUUCUGUCCUCUCUCAUCCUACCCUUGGGAUCAUAUCUUGGUUUUACUUCAAUCCUUUCCAUGCCUCUUUCCACACAGACAAGUGGUGACUAUUGUUGAACAUGGCUCAUCGAGUGUGUCAGAUGUACCAUUUAAUUGUCCUUAGUUACCAAUAGAGAAAUUAUAUUAAUUUUUAUUCUCCUUAGGCAACAUACAAAAAAGAUUUUAAUGGAUACCUUAAAACAUGUAAAGGUUGUUUGUCCUGAAACAGCUCAAAGCAGCAAUGCAUGCCGUUGUGCGGUUAUAGCCAGUUUCUUCAGCCCAGUGUAUUGGUACCCCUUUGGUGCUGUUGGUCAUUAAUUAAUCAGCUGGCAGCAACUGUAGAAGUAAGGUGCUGCAGCCUAGUUUGCUAACCACCUUAUUGCUGUGUAUUCUUGUAUUUCUACAGAACGGUAACCAGAUCUGUGCAUUGCAGUUUUAAGUUUGUUCAGAGGGAUCACGUGACAGUUGCAGGACCAGCUGCAAUUCUCGAUUUCAUCCAUUUAUUCUUUGGCAUGUUUUGUUCAUCGUUUCCUUUUCCCCUCACACUACUUAUGGAUUAUAUUUUGCUGUUCUCCUUCUGGCCACCACUGACAUGGUAAUGCCUUACUUGUGUGGGGGCGACCAAAGUAACCCCAAAAGGCUUUGGAAACAUUUUUCAAGUAUCCCCAAUUGUACAGUAAGCCUUAAGAAGGGCUUGAAAUGGAGAUGGCCUUGAAGCAGAUGAGAGCAUGAAAUCCUGACCUAGCAUGGCAGAAAAGAGGCUUUCUCUGCACCAUCUGUGAAGGCGUCCGUUUCUAGCAACGACAUACACACGUGCCUUUUGAUACAAAUGUCUAUAUUCUUUAUCUUUUUGUUUUUAAAUUCAAAGUUGAGAUCCAGAAAGAAACCUCUUCAUUAUGUGCAUUCGAUACUGAAAUAGUUUGGAAAUGGGAGAUGUUCGGUUAAUGUUUGCGCAUUUAAUUAUUCAACAUUACUCUAUAUUGAUUGUAUAUUGCUGUACUUCUAUGCACUUAACGGUGUUGGUUUUCCUAAGAAGAAAAAACAUACUAAAAUAAAUCCAAUAUACAGGAAUAAAAGAUUAUAGAACUUUUGCAACAUGGGUAUGUUCAGUCCUGCUUUACGAUUGGCUCUUAGCUUUGACCGUAAACAAGUGUCCCUUUUAUUAAAUUUUUACAUGAAGUCAGAAGUCACUGAAUUUGGCAAUAUUUUGUGAAUAAAUAUAUAAAUAUAUAUAUAUAACACUUGCAGGAAUGUGUUUCUCAAAGUUGAGGGCGGACUGGCUUGCGGUAGGAUUGAGUAGGAUUUGGUUAUUUUAUUAAAUCUCUUAGAAAUCUAUACAUACCUAAAGGGUUCCAUGGGGGAAAGUAUGUUUUAAGGGAUUUCAAAACUAUAGAAUUAUUUGGAUUUGCCUUGUUCCAUUUAUUUCUUGUAUAUGUAAAUAAAGAUACUAUUAUCGAAAA